Molecule: messenger RNA, 2043 nt
Organism: Symbiodinium sp. CCMP2456
Lineage: Eukaryota; Dinophyceae; Suessiales; Symbiodiniaceae
Source: the annotation of a GenBank genome assembly
GUCGCGAUCACUCCAAACCGGGUUCCCAGCCGUGGUGAGGUCAGAAAUGACACCGGGCAAAAGUCCUGCGGGUCGAAUUGCGAGACGCCGCGGAGUCUGCAAAUUCCGCGCGGAUCGUCCAAAGCUGGGCAAAUCCAGAGGAAGGCACCGACAGACCCAGGAUCGGAUUCUUGCGGCCAAGACAGCAUGUCGAGCAUCAUCUUCACGAAGCCUGGGGCAACGGCAAGCCAAGAAACAUCGACCUUCCCACAGACGGACCCGAACGAGGACCAGCUAGCUUUUCCGGUUCAGCCAAAGCUCGUCUCACUUUCAGAGCGUAUGCUGUCCAAAGCCAGCCAGAAGCACUCCGAGACUGUUUCACACUCGGACAGAGGAACACGAGUGACCUAUGUUGCAUCAAAUGAUGUGCAUAAGCGGAGAUGUAUUCUGCAGCCAACAUCGUGGAUCCGAUUGUGCUGGGACGCAUUGGCUUUGCUCGUCCUGAUGCAAGACAUGAUCUUCACCCCACUGCAGGUCUUCGAUGCUGAAUACCUGCUGCAGGGACAGCUCUUCCAGAGGGUGAGGCGAGCCGUCUCCGAUCUGUUUUGGUUGGCUGACAUUGGAAUGAAUUUCUGCACAGCGGUUCAUGUGGACGGCGUCUUAGUCCAGGACCGCAUAGGCAUCGCACGUGCCUACGCCAAGUCGUGGCUGGCCUUCGACGUGCUGAUCUUGGCUGCGGAGAUUCCAACCAUCUUCCUACCACACGAGCUUGGCAUAGGCAUCAUUCGUAUCAUCCGUGUGGGCCGAGUGGAUCGUCUCCUGCGCUGCCUUCGGCUUCUGCGCCUGCUCAAGCUGAAGAAGAUUCUGGACACCCUGCCACUGGUUGUCGCUUUGAGCAGAUCCUUGCAGCAUGCCAUCGACGUGGGAAAAUAUCUGCUACUGGCGAUGUACAUGGGGCAUGUGCUUGCAUGCCUUUGGUACUUCAUGGGCAACGUCCCGGACGGUUGGGUGGCUGGCGAAGGACUACUAGGCUCUUCGCUAGCCAGCAAGUAUGGGGCAUCGUUGCAGCUUGCUCUCUCAAGACUUCCUGCUUCGGCUAUGCGCUGGAAUAUGGAGUUGCAAACAGAUGGCGAACGCGGAUUGGCCAUAUUCGCGACCUUCAUGGCACUGGCCUUGUCUUCCGUCUUUGUCAGCAAGAUGACCAACGUUAUGGCAGCCUGGCAAAAAAACAGACAGCGAAGGAAGCAGGUGCUCCAAUCUGUACGAGAUUAUUGUGCAGCACACAGAGUCGACUUCUCGUACGCGCUGAGCAUGCGAAAAUUCGUGGAACGCGAGCAUCUCCGGAAGACAGCACAGGAGGCCCAUUCCGCAUUGUUGGAUACUUUCCCCAAGGAGAUGCUUGAGAACCUCUUUCAUGAAUCACGAAAGUCUUUCUUGGAAUACCAUCAAUUCCUUUGGGGGCUAUGUGCUGCAGAUGCAUUCCUGGAGUUCAGCAUUUGCUGCAAAGCCAUGAAGGAGCAGUACAGACUGCGCCACGAUUGCAUCUUCAAUCCCAGAGAAGCUUCCAACGGAAUGCACAUCGUGACGACUGCACUUUGUGCCUACACUGUCCAGAGCAUGCCGGUGAUGCCGCGUUAUGGAACAAAUCCAGGCUCAGUUACCCAAAUCGCAGAGAGAUGCUGCUGUUUGCACCGCUGUAUGGGGAAUAAGCAGGAAGCAGACAUCCAAGAGGAUAUCACCAGAAUGAGCAUGGGAGAGUACCUGAGUGAGCAUGCGCUUUGGGUCGCAGGCUGGACUCAUCGUGGCAGGCUUCAGGCGACAGCGGACGGAUGGAUGAUGACGUUGCUCUCAAGCGAGCUGACGGAAACUUUGCGAGCACAUCCACGUGCGAUAGCAGAUGUCAUUCAGUACGCACGGAACUAUGCCCAGGUUAUCAACAAUUGUGUUGAUAUGUGUGAUGACAAGUUGACAGACCUUCCCCUCUGCACCGGCUCGGAGCCGCUGGAGGGGUCGCGGAGUGUGAAACCCCGACGCCCUCGUCUCAGCUCCGUUGCCCCAAGCUGA